AUGAUUGUGUUUCGAGAAAUUGCUUUAAGAGUUAUCAGAAGUUUAAGAGCUUGUGCUUUGUGCCAACAAUUUUCCUUCUUCAAAAUAAAUGUAAGCGGCGACGAGCAAACGGAAAGCGGAGUGCGGCUGACUGUGGAACCGACGGAUGCGGUUGCGGCAGCUGGUGAACGCCUGUUGCUGGCGUGCGCGGCAGUAGCUCCUGCGAGGGUCUCUUGGAGGCACAGCGCAUCCGCUCCGCCCACUCGCGACCACACACUGUCGAAUUCCGAUUCAUACAGAAAGCAGCUUUCAAAUGGUUCCCUUGUAAUAGAAAGUAUGUCAGCGACCCUGGCAGGCCAGUACCAAUGCGUUGCGACCCUGGACGGCGUGGGCACCAUUGUGUCAAGAAUAGCCACUGUCUUCCUAGCCGAGUUACCGGAGAUAGUGGAGACAGUGCGUGCGGUGUCGGGUGCCCUGGGAGCGGCCGCUUUGUUGCCGUGUGCGUUGCGGGCUUCGCCGCGUCUUGCUAUGCGGGUCACGCCAGCCUCGCGCACGGCGCCGCCCGAAAGACGCGUAUACGGUGCGGCAGGGAAAACGCACAUUCAACCGCCUGUUCUAAAGCUAAACGUGACUUGGCUAAAGAAUGGCUCACCGGUCCGCAUGGAGACGGCGCGCGUUUCUCUGACGCCGAGCGGCGCGCUGGAACUGGAUCCACUGCGAACGCACGACGCAGCGCUGUACCGCUGCGUGGUCGCACUCGCCAACACGCCUACACAACACGUUACCGGACCAGAAAUCGAUCUUCGCGUCAACACGGACCUGGCGAACGUGGAGUCAGCGCCAAGGUUCAUCGUCGUCCCGCAGCCAGUUACGGUCAUCGAAGGUGCGUCAGUGACUUUCGAUUGCGCGGCUGUUGGGAAUCCUAAACCGGAAAUGAUAUGGCUCAACAACGGCGUCGCUAUAGAUCUGAAGUAA
Messenger RNA from Parnassius apollo (apollo), 954 nucleotides. Lineage: Eukaryota; Metazoa; Arthropoda; Insecta; Lepidoptera; Papilionidae. The record is from the annotation of a GenBank genome assembly.